Solenopsis invicta (red fire ant) is the source of this 1985-nucleotide messenger RNA. RefSeq names its product angio-associated migratory cell protein. NCBI's taxonomy places the organism in Eukaryota, Metazoa, Arthropoda, Insecta, Hymenoptera, Formicidae. The coding region runs from base 181 to 1437 and encodes 418 amino acids. The transcript has 8 exons. Gene Ontology annotation, molecular function: protein binding. The record is from RefSeq and is a predicted model, not a curated record.
AUCAAACUUCUCAUUACUUCAUCGGUGUUCAAAUCAGUUCGAAUCUGACGUUGUCUAACCUUGAUGACCACGUGCCGUGGAACACGUGCACUAAGUUUUUUCAAACGCACCAACAUCGGGAGGUUCUAGAAGAUUAGAGAUCGUUCUCGCUCGACGACUGUACCACGUAUUUAUUUCGUAAUGAUGCAGGACAGACAUACCCCGCCGUUUCCGCCCGAUGUGGAGGAUCUCGACUCCGCGGACGAGAUGAUCGUGGAAGACGACAUCGAGGAAGUCAUCGAAUUAAACGAUCCGAUUUUCGAGAGCGCGAGUUCGUCCGACAGUGAGGAGUCGUGGAAAGAGACUGUCACGCAGAAGGACGACGCCGUGUGCGUCUUUCGCGGCCACACUCCCGGAUCCACAGUCUUUUGCUGCUCGUUAAGUAAAAACGGCGAACUGGCGGCGACGGGGGAUGAGGAUGACAAGGGAUACCUUUGGAACACCAGUACGAGCGAGAGUGUUUUGAACACAGGCACCAGCCACGAAGACAGUGUUAUAUUUUCGGACUUCAACCACAAUGACAAGUACUUGGCUACAGCUGAUAUGUCUGGCAAGAUAAAGCUGUGGAGGAUAAGUGAUAAGACCUGCGUCUGGGAAACUACCGUAAUGAACGAUAUUACUUGGAUAAAGUGGCAUCAUUUGAGUGACGUCUUGGUAGCAGGUGUCGUAACAGGAGAAGUUUAUAUGUUAAAAGUACGAAAGGAUGAUUAUAAGGUUUUCGCGCAUGGUACCGGUGAUAAAUCGGAGAGCGGUAUAAUUCUUCCAGAUGGGAAACGCGCCGCAAUAGGAUAUCAAAGCGGCACGAUUCACGUAAUAGAUUUAAAGUCGAACACGUUAUUGUCGACCAUUCCUCCUGAUCAAACAAGAUCACGUGGACAUUCAGCCGCUGUUAUCGCUCUCGAUUGUUACAUGGAUAAUAAUCUGUUGAUUUCAGUGUCAUUGGAAAGUCAGACUAUUUUAAGCACAGCACAUAACGGCAAGGUAGUCUGUAUACUUCAAGAUUUGAAAAAAAAUGAAGCUGAAGUUAACACCAAUAAUGUAGAGACCGCGGCUUUUUGCAAAGACCCUACAUUCCCCGCUGCUGCAACUGGAACAGUCGUGAGCGACGUAGAAGGAAAAAUUUACAUAUGGGAUAUUUCAAAACAAACUCUUAGGCACGAGAUGAGUCAGGAAGGAGGCAUCACAAAAUUGGUUUGGACUAGGACAACGUUAUUAUUUACAGCAGGAUUAGAUGGUAACCUAAGAUGUUUUGAUGCGAAAGCAGGCCAUCGUCUCCAAGUAUUCUCAGGCCACAAAACGGCUUUAUAUGACUUAUGUAUAUCCAGUGACGAGAAGAAAGCAUUGACAGUUUCCGAUGACAGCACUGCUAGGAUCUUUGACAUUUCAUCUCUAUGUUGAUAUACAUAUAUACAGGGUGAUUAUUAAUCAUUGGAACAAUUAUUUACCAUAAGAAAUGACUUCCGACGACGCUCCAUGUAAUUUAUUUAGAGUGAAGUCAGUAAGUCACUCUUAUGGUAAAUAGUUGUUACAACUAUUAAUAAUCACCCUGUAUGUAUUAACACCCUGUUAAUAUUUAAUAUCCUCUAUAUAUAUAUAUAUAUAUAUAUAUAUAUAUAUAUAUAUAUAGGAUAUUAAAUAUUAAUACUAAUGAAAUAUGUUUAUAAGUGUAUAUACACACAUAAACAUAAUAUAAAUUUAUAUACAUAUAUUUAUAAAAGCGUGAUUUAUAAAAUAUAUCUCUAUUUGGUAAAACUAUAGAAAAGGGAAACUUUGAAUACGUUGUUGAAAUUACAACUAAGUUAUUAAAUAUUAAAGUAAAUGACUUAAAUAAAAUUUUAAAUUAGACUUGGAUUAACAUAGAUAGUUUCGGAUAAAAAUGCAGGAAUUUCUUGCAUUUAUAACAUAUAGAUAAUAUGUAGAUAAUAAAAUUUCUAAUCGCUAUUGUA